Rhinocladiella mackenziei CBS 650.93 is the source of this 789-nucleotide messenger RNA. RefSeq lists its product as uncharacterized. Lineage: Eukaryota; Fungi; Ascomycota; Eurotiomycetes; Chaetothyriales; Herpotrichiellaceae. Bases 1 to 789 code for a protein of 262 amino acids. Gene Ontology annotation, molecular function: acyltransferase activity, transferring groups other than amino-acyl groups. The record is from RefSeq and is a predicted model, not a curated record. The transcript is spliced from 2 exons.
AUGGCUCUUUCUAGUGCCGCCGGUCCGGUCUUAGAUGCCGCGAUAUUGCACGAGAAACGAAGCUCGACCGCUGACAAACGUGCCUCGACAACCCCGGCCAAAGAUGGAGUUCGCAUCGUUGCCCCCCACGAGUACAAAGAGGCUGCCGCCUGUCUCGCUGAGGCUUUCCGCCUUGACCAAGUCGUGCGAUAUGCGGUCGAUACGCCCGAUCGGAUGCAUGUGUCGGAGGAAGAACGAUUCGACCUUCAUCGAGCGGCGAUGGAGUACGUCACCUACGCUCACUGUCUCCAAGGACUGGUGUUGACCAUUGGGGACAACUACGAUUGUGUUGCCCUGUGGCUGCCGCCGGGCAAGAACAUUGAUGAUUGGAUCACGAUCAUUCGCAGUGGUAUGUGGCGUCUCAGCUAUAAGUUGUCAAAGGAAGGCAAGAUUCGAUUCUUUGAGGAAUUUUUGCCCCUGUUGCAUAAUACCAAGCAAGAGAUAUUGGGAGAGAGGGACAACCAUUCUUGGUACCUCAACUAUAUUGGCACCAAGCCUGAAGCCCGUGGCCGAGGCUAUGCCAGGAAGUUGAUUGAGCACGUUACGAAGAUGGCUGACGCUGAAGGCUUACCUUGCUAUCUGGAGAGCUCCCACGAUAUCAAUAUCAUUAUAUACGGCAAGUUGGGAUUUGAGCUUAGGAAACACAUCUACUUGCAGCGAGCCGCAGGCAAGGAAUUGAGAAUGGAUGUCAUGGUGAGAGAACCCGUUGUUCUCCACGAGAAGAAUGUUGCCGCAUUAAAGUCUGGUUGA